Molecule: messenger RNA, 1287 nt
Organism: Kickxella alabastrina
Lineage: Eukaryota; Fungi; Kickxellomycota; Kickxellomycetes; Kickxellales; Kickxellaceae
Product: Glucanosyltransferase-domain-containing protein
Exons: 1
Biological process (GO): fungal-type cell wall (1->3)-beta-D-glucan biosynthetic process
Cellular component (GO): fungal-type cell wall; cytoplasm
Molecular function (GO): 1,3-beta-glucanosyltransferase activity
Source: RefSeq, a predicted model, not a curated record
GCCAGUAUUGGCGCGCUGUGCGCGGCCACAACAGCACUCGCCAUCGACCCCAUCAUCAUCAAGGGCAGCAAGUUCUUCAACGAGAAGACGGGGGAGCAGUUCUACUUCAAGGGUAUCGCCUACCAGCCGCGUACGGGCCUCAAGGGCGACAACCCCGACCCCCUUGCCGAUACCGUCGGCUGCAAGCGCGACGUUGAGCUGUUCAAGGACCUGGGCAUCAACUCCAUCCGCGUCUACGAAGUUGACUACAACAAGAACCAUGAUACGUGCAUGAAGCUGCUCUCCGACGCCGGAAUCUACCUGUUGCUUGACAUGCCGUCACCAAAGUACUCGAUCAACCGUCUCGACCCCUACUGGGACCACGACACGAUGGGCCACUGGGCAGCCAAGGUCGAUGCCUUCUCCAAGUAUGACAAUCUGGCUGCCUGGAUUGCCGGAAACGAGGUGGCCAACGACAAGGACACCACGUCGUCGGCUGCGUUCGUGAAGGCUGCCGUUCGCGACAUGAAGGCAUACUUGAAGGCCAAGGGACUGAAGACCCCUGUCGGCUACGCCGACAAUGACGACAUGGACAUCCGCAUGAAUCUGAUCAACUACUUUAACUGUGGGAGCGAGGAGACCCGCGUUGACUUCUAUGGGAUUAACAUCUACCGCUGGUGUGGCGACGAGACUGACUUCAAGACCUCUGGCUUCGCAGACGUUACCAAGAACAUGACCGAUUACAAGAUCCCGUCGCUGUUGACCGAGUUUGGCUGCAACAAGAUACGCCCUCGCACCUUCCCCGACGUCAAGUCGCUGUACGGAUCCGACAUGAACAGCGUUUUCUCGGGUGGCAUUAUGUACGAGUUUACCGAAGAAGACAACGAGUAUGGUAUUGUCAAGGUGUCCUACGGCAGCUCCAAGGUUGAGAAGACCGAGGACUAUGACAACCUGAAGAAAGUCUACUCCGGUCUCUCGACCAAGGGCGUUAAGAUGUCUGACUACAAGCCCGGAGGCAAGGACAGUAUCUGCCCCAAGGUCAGCGACAUAUGGGAAGUAAAGUCUGAUGUGCUCCCUCCCACGCCGUCAGCUGCCCGCUGCAAGUGCAUGAUGGACUCUCUGGGCUGCACGCUCAAGAGCACCGAGCUGUCCACCACCGAGGGCAAGGUUCUCGGCGAGGCUAUCGGAAACAUCUGCGGUCUGACCAGUUGUAACGAGAUCUCCUCCAACACGAGCAAGGGCGGUUAUGGUAACUAUGUCGCGUGCUCGGCUGUUGAGCGCUCCGCAUGGGCUAUCAACCAGAACUAC